Messenger RNA from Podarcis muralis (Common wall lizard), 3298 nucleotides. Lineage: Eukaryota; Metazoa; Chordata; Lepidosauria; Squamata; Lacertidae. The record is from RefSeq and is a predicted model, not a curated record.
CAAGUUGGCACCCCUGUCAGCUCAAGAAAGAAAAGGGGACACAUAAUCGGCCCUGCGCAGUAACGAUGACUAGAGGCCGGGCUAGUCGGCUGCAGGCACGACGAACUCCAGCCUUCCCUAGAAAAACACAGGAGCUACAGAGGACCCCCCUGGAAAAUGCGCACCGACCCCCAACCCACUUCUCAACACUGGAAAGAAGGCAGGAGAUGGUUUCGCCACUGGGACGCCCAGUGAGGCCCAAGUACCCGCAGCAAUGCCUCGCCAACCCCACCCGCUCGAGAACUAGAGAGGCGGUGUGCCUUGUCUCUCUCUUUCUUGGCCGCUGCACAGCGCCGGGUGCCUGGAGCACCUCGCCCGUGCAGGGCCUCACCAGCAAGCCCUCGCUCCCUGCCAGCUUUGGGGAGGUAGGAGAAAGGGGAAAGGAGGGGAUCGCCCUGGCUUGGCCACCGAGGCCACGCAGCGAUUCUCGACCCCCUAGUUCCAGGCGUAGCCCGCUUACAAGUUUACGGCUCUGGGGGCCGAGAAAAGCGAGCUGCUUCCACCCUCACAAACCCCGGACGACGAGGAGGAAGGAGGCCCCUUAUGAGAUAAGGACCAAAAGCCCUCUGCAAACCAGCUUCACCUGUAUCUUUCCACUUAGAGGUCAACUAAUUAUGCAAAGCCUGGAGGGACACCCCACGGCUAGACAAUCAAAGAGGCAAAGUGAACAAAUAACUGUUUCUUAUUUAGACUGAGCACCAGAUUCCUUGACGGAUAAAAAACAUAAUGGAUCCUAGCAGCAAUUACCACUUCCUUCAUGACAUCCUGAGGAAAACUGUGAAAAUCACACUGAAAUGUGGCACAUUCCAAGGGGUGCUGCAACAUGUGGAUUCCAGCCGAAGCAUCUUUCUGAACAGAGUUAAGAACUUGGAAAGUGGCAGAUACGUACCAGGAGUAAAGAUGUUCUUUGGCCAUGAAAUUGUCAAUGUGGAAUUAAUUGAUGAUUCGGAACAACAUGCUGCAGAAGGAAAGACAACUCCUACCAGGGAAGCUCCAUCUAUCCAAGUGUCUGCAGCGGACAAAGGAGAACCACGGAAGCGGAACACACAGAAUCCUGAUUCUCUUUCUCAGGACACUCAUCAGCUCAAGCUGGGUAACUUCAGGUACAACUUUUCAGAUCAAGACAAAGGGGAGGAUAUAGAAUAUGUUGUUGUUGAUCAAUUUCAGAAGCAGUUUGGUUCUGCAAUGGUGCACAUCAAAAAGCAGAAUGUUUGUAGUGUAGCAGCAGAGGGUGUCAAUUUGUGUCGCCAUGGAAAACUCUCUUGGUUGCAGAUUGCAACGAAGAGCAAGGUUUUCUUGUUUGACAUUUUCCUUCUGGGAGCUCGAGUGUUCAAGAACGGACUCCAAAUGAUACUAGAAGAUCAGAAUAUUUUGAAAGUUAUCCAUGACUGCCGGUGGCUUUCAGAUUGUCUUUCUCACCAGUAUGGAGUUAUGCUCUCCAAUGUCUUUGAUACACAGGUUGCUGAUGUCUUGCAGUUCUCAGUGGAAACAGGUGGCUUCCUUCCUCACUGUAUCAGCUCUCUACAAGACUGCUUAAUGCGAUACUUGGGGAUGCCCUACAGAUGCAUCUCUUUCAUGGAACAAAGGCAGCGUGUGAUUGAGGAAAACCCCGAGAUAUGGUUUGUGCGACCCCUUCCACCUGCAUUGCUGAAAGUGUUAGCUCUGGAGGCAGCAUACCUCCUCCCUCUCCGCAUGCUGCUACUCGAUGAAAUCAUGUCUGACUUAACAACUUUGGUGGAUGGAUAUUUAAAUGCCUUUCGGGAAGGAUCUGCAGAUCCACUGGGGAGCACAGAGAUAUCCUGUAUGGAGCUACCACAAGAGCUUAGACAACUGUCAGAUUUUUACAAGGAACGAAGAAAGAGGGCAAUGCAGAACUUCCAGCUGAAUGAGGAAGGUCUCCUCAUCAGAAAGCAAUUAGAAACUAUGGGAAGAAGGGUAGCAAAGGCGAAAGAAAACCAGAGAGAUAGUACUGGCUUAUUUCUUUCUAGUAGGGCAGUAUCCCCUAAAACUACCAGUCCUCUCCACCUCUUGGGUCAAGAUGUUCAGGACAACUCUGAAAAAGAAGACCGGCAGGCAAAUCAUUGUAAUAAUCAAUGGGCGACAGUUGGUGCGAGUAAUGUUGAAUCUGAAGCAGAAGCAAGACGUUCCGUUUGCUGUAAAUCAGUACUGGGAGCAUCUGAGGUGAAAGGAAGAAAACCAUCUCCAGUGUUCAAACCACAAACAAAGGUAGAUUUGACGUUAGAAGAGGAAAUAAAGGAAUUGUUGACAGAAGGCAAGAAUGAAGACAACAAAUCUGCUGUUUCUGCCCUUUCACCUCCAAAAGCAAACAAUUCUAGGAUCCCAUUUCAAGCUGUAAAGCAAUCUAGCCAAACCCUGUCUAAUGCUGCCAUGAGUAGAAAUCCCUCUUCUCAAACAACUCGUGAUUACUGUCUCCAGGUUCCCACAAGACAGAAGAAUGGGGGGAAGUGAUUUGGCGGUUCACUUUGUCUUGCCUUCAGAUUUCAACUGUCAGCUGCCAGCCCCAAGCCCUGGAGGCAAGGAGCAGAAAUUGUUUCCUUUUCAAAUUCUUUAUUGGAAGACUUCCAUUAAUGGAGCAAAUUCUGGAGGCGGCUGGACACAAUACCCUUCAUGUUGUAUGCAGUUUCCUGCUCCUAUAAACACAAUUGAUGUUACUGGUGUUAAUUCUACCUCUGUAGUCUUGAGUUCAGUAUUUUUUCCAGAUUAUUCCAAAGAACCAUUGAUUUUCAUUCUAUUUGAAUGUUCCAAUUAUCCAACUAAACCUAAAGUUCAUGUAUGUGCUUCUUGUAUUGUUAACUUCAUGACAAAGGGGGAAGGAGCCCCCAACCCUUUCAUGAUGAUUUUUAAAAAAACAAAACCAACAACAUAGAAACACAAAUCAUCUGCAGAAUUGUUAGCUGUUCCCCACUGCUCCUCAAUACAGUAUUUGCAGUAAUAUCUUUGGAACAAGUUUUCCAUUCUGGAUCGCAAAAUUCUCCCUAGAGCAAUAUAGAAAGUUAUUUAUUGCACCAAGUACCCAUAAAUAAUAGCAUUAUUUGUACAACAUAGUCUACAAAGGAACAGCAAACAUUUUAAAGCAGCUCAAUCCUAACCACGUUUACUCCGAAGUUCAAUUAUCAGUUGGACAUGUGAUGCAGUACAGAAUAACUGUGUUCUAGGUUUCAAAAGGUGGUUGUUGUUGUUCAGUCGUUUAGUCCUGUCCGACUCUUCGUGACCCCAUGGACCAGAGCACGCCAGGCAC